Molecule: messenger RNA, 2892 nt
Organism: Colletotrichum scovillei
Lineage: Eukaryota; Fungi; Ascomycota; Sordariomycetes; Glomerellales; Glomerellaceae
Exons: 7
Coding region: 1-2892 (963 amino acids)
Biological process (GO): regulation of transcription by RNA polymerase II; DNA-templated transcription
Cellular component (GO): chromatin
Molecular function (GO): DNA-binding transcription factor activity, RNA polymerase II-specific; RNA polymerase II cis-regulatory region sequence-specific DNA binding; zinc ion binding
Source: RefSeq, a predicted model, not a curated record
AUGGAUGCUACAAUCGAGUGGUUCGGUGCUACCACAUUUCGCGUGAAAGCCAACGGUCUCGUCAUCUUCUUGGAUACAUGGCUGGAGCGUCCGACUGUUCUGCCCAAAGUGUUGGCUAUCGACGAUGUGGAUGAAGCGGAUUACAUCUUCAUCUCCCACGCACAUUUUGACCAUCUUCCUGGAGCCGAUAAGAUCGCAAUCAAAACCGGAGCGCAUGUUAUUGCUAAUGGCGAAGCUAUCAACGUCCUUCGGUCAGCUGGAGUGCCCGAGAACCAGCUGAUCCCGGUAUCUGGUGGCGAGCGCAUCCCUCUUUUCCCUUUCAAUUGCCGUCAAGCUGCAGCUCGUGGUGAAGUUGAUAUCGCUCCUGGGCCACCAGGCGCUCCUCAGGCUCCGGAUGCUAAUUUGGCCGCGGCCUCCGUCCAUGUCUGGCCUUCACUGCACUGUCUCAUGCCUGGUGGCUCGCAUGCCGAUGUGCCUGCGAUCAUGGAUACAGGCAAGGAGUACAUUGGAGGAGCAAACCAGUACGCUUGCACACUGGAUAUCACAUUCGGUAUGAAAUACGGCCUUCUCAAGAUCGGCGACCACAUGCCUCACAAUGCUAUGGACUCGGCCAUGCGCUCUUUCGUCGACUACGUCAACGGCCCGGCGAGGGAAUGCAUGUCUCACUUUGACGGAGGGCAGCUAAUGUACAACUUCCUGUUCGGGGAGGGCAAGGUACUGCUAUGGAACGGACAUCUGGGCGGGUACGAUGGAAUACUGAAGACGGUGCAGCCGCAGCCAGACGUGCUCAUUCAAGCAAUUGCUGGGCGGGCGAACUUGAACGGACGACCGUUUGAUGGAUCUGCGGCGCAGUUCGCGGUGCAAGUAUCGAAGCUUCUGGGAGAGCCGAAGAAGGUGAUCUGGUGUUUGCACGAUGAGGCGCCGAUCAAGCCGUGGACGGUGGAUACCAUCCUCGUUGCGCAGCCUGUAGCCGACGGCGACGUAUCCUCUGCCCUUACUCCGCCUCGUCAGCACUUGCAGCCUAUUGCUUCGCAAUCUUGCGUCUCGGACCAACCUCCGCUCGAGCCAGACCUCCUAUGGGACGCCCUCUUGACCCCUGCCCAAUUUCUGUUCCCUUUCUCACCAGUUCCUUCUCUCGGAGUUGGGACAUCAACAGAUUUCUGCUUCGGAGACACCGCUUUGGCUGCCGUCGGUGAACCUGUGGAUGACCAGAGCGUGCCGAAUAGCUUCGGUGCAAAAGCAACACCAAGAGUAGGUGCGGAGGCCGUUGAGGUCUUUACUGGGCCAGGCAACCUGACAGCGGAGGAGGAAGACAUCCUGAUCGCUGAGUACAUUCCUCAUGUACCUCCCAUGACAGCAGAAACGCGAGCACACAUGCUCCAAGCCAUCAAAACCCGACUGCCACAGCAUGAAGCCCAAGGACUUGACGCCAACUUCCCAUCUUUGCGGCACCUUGAUGCAUACAUGCAAUUGUAUUUUGAGCACUUUCAUCCGCGAAUGCCUUUGCUACAUAAACCCACAUUUCAGGCGUUACCCGAGACGUGGCAGCUAGUACUCAGUGUGCGAAUUGCCCAGCACAUGCUGAAAAGAGAUAUUCGAGAGCUAUCGAGCAAUGACGUUUUGACCUGUGCGCAAUCCCUAUUGUUAAUUCAUCAAAACCAGUGGCUCUCAGGAAAGCGGAGCAUUGUCAUCGAGGUGCAAUUCUACCGGAAUAUCCUCGUCACCCUUUGUCGCCAAUUGCUGUCUCGAGAGGGCACUUUGAUGCACACGCACACCUCCGCUGAAGACGCGAACCACGCAUGGUCCCAGUGGAUACAAGCCGAAGCCAAGCGCCGGGUCAUACACUUCACUUGGAUGUCAGAGUGUCUCCAGGCGACAUUCUUCAUGCUUCCUCCUCUGCUCUCAAUUGCUGAGCUGCAAAAUUCGAUGCCCACAGCUGAUGCGUACUGGUCUUCGAGUUACGAGCAGUGGCACGUUCUCCCGCCACCGCAGCCUUCAUCCACUCUUUGUGCUCUACUUGCACGCGUUGGUCUUGGCGAUGUAGUGCCGGCGAGUCUAGAACAACCGGCUAAGUCUACAAUACUGCUCUCGGCCAUCGUGCAGCAAGCUGCCGAGAGCGAUCUGCUUCGAGCUAUGGGACUCGGCUCUGUCGGCAGUACUGCUAGUCAACCAAGUCUAGCUCCAGGAGUAGGGACGAUGCUCUCCCAGAAAGCCUUCGAUGCUUUGUCCCAAGUAGGAUGCUCUCAAAUGUUGCGCGUAACAGACGCCGCCACCAACUCGAAUGACUUCGCCUUGCUCUCCCGAGUUCUUUCCAUUUGCUCAGUCACACCGUUGCGGCUACUCAACCUCUACGGCAAAUGGCAGACGACAGAUGCAGGUCACAGCAAAGCCCGGUCCGAACUGCUGGACAUCAUACCGCAGAAUGUCGGCAGAGCAAGGCACUGCUUGUACUACGCAGCGCAAGUCCUUCAAUACUUUCGCACUACGAGAGUCGCAACAGUACUCGACAUCCUUAGCGUCUUGAUCUGCGUGCUCUACAUGGUGGUGUACGCAGAUAUUUUUGAGCACCAAGAUCCUAAUUCCGCCGGAAGUGGGACCAGCACCGGAACGUCCAGUAUAGAGAUCAUCCGACUCGACCAAGUCGUUGACAUGGAUCUUUUAAACGGCUGGUUGGAUGUUAGAAAUCAUAAAAGACCUCACAUUGCCGGGGUCGGUCUCCUGCAUAGCGGCCGCAGCGUACCUCGUUUGUAUAAAGAAGCCUCGCGGAUUAUGGCAACCGGGUCCUCGGUCUCGAGGAUGGCUAAGGAGAUGUCGAUCAUUCUCGAGUCGCAAGCUAAAGGUUAUCCUCCAGACCUUCUAGAUCACCGACAAGAUAUACAGAGAGCGGUAUGA